This is a messenger RNA of Funneliformis caledonium, 463 nucleotides long. The record is from the annotation of a GenBank genome assembly. Lineage: Eukaryota; Fungi; Glomeromycota; Glomeromycetes; Glomerales; Glomeraceae.
AUGACUUUACCAAGUGAAUUACCUAAUAAAGACGAGCUUGUGGAGAAAGCACAAGUUGAUUUGUCAAAUUUGAAUUUAACCACCAAUCAAAUGGAAAAACAUAUAGAACGUUCUAAAGGCUUUUUAUUAUCACAGUACAAAGAUAUUACUACAUUUUUAGAUGAAGCUACAGAUGAAUUCGAAAUUGGUCAACUUGUACAUCUUGAAUCAUUUGGCCUAUAUGAUGCGAUGAGUUCAAUUGAGAUAAUGGAUCCAAAAAUGGAUAGCGGGAUGAUAUUAGAAAGUGAUUUAAAUAAACCGCAAUUUAAAUUACAUGCCCGUUUAAGGCCUGAAGAAGUUCUUGGAAUUAUAGAUCUUUUAAAGGCGUGUGUUUUGGGAACUGUAAAAUGUUGUCAUUUGGUAUUGGAUGAGAUGACAAAGGGAAAUGUUUAUGAAGAAGAAGAUUUUUCUGCAAAUAAAUAUG